Mycotypha africana is the source of this 315-nucleotide messenger RNA. RefSeq lists its product as uncharacterized. Bases 1 to 315 code for a protein of 104 amino acids. NCBI's taxonomy places the organism in Eukaryota, Fungi, Mucoromycota, Mucoromycetes, Mucorales, Mycotyphaceae. The record is from RefSeq and is a predicted model, not a curated record. The transcript is spliced from 2 exons.
AUGUCAUCAUUAACGGAAGUUCUUGCUCAAUUACUCGACAAAAGGAUUUCAUUUAUAAGACUUCUAAUGAGUCAAGGGCUCUGGGACCGCAAUGAUGCCGAAAAUGAUAUGCAAGCAGCUAUUAUCAAUCUGAUGAAGAACGAGAAUAUAAACUUACAGCAAGUACAAGAUCUUGAAGAAAGCUGGCAAAACUUCUUAAACUCUAGUGAAGCCAAUCUGUUUUUCACAACCAAUAAUGCUAUUCUUUUGGAAGGUCUUGCUGAAAUGAAGUAUACAUCUCGUGUGAAACGUGAUUUUUUCGCGACGUAUAAGUGA